Messenger RNA from Miscanthus lutarioriparius, 663 nucleotides. Lineage: Eukaryota; Viridiplantae; Streptophyta; Magnoliopsida; Poales; Poaceae. The record is from the annotation of a GenBank genome assembly.
AUGCCGUGCAUCCAGGCGUCCAGCCCCGGCAGCAUGCCGCACCAGCACCACGGCCGAGUCCUGGCGGGCGUCGGGUGCGCGGCGGAGGUGGCCGCGGCCGUCGCCGCGAGCGCGGCCGGGAUGCGGUGCGGGGCGCACGACGGCGAGGUGCCCGCGGAGGCGGCGCGGCACCACGAGCACGCGGCGCUGGGGCCCGGGCGGUGCUGCUCCGCGGUGGUGCAGCACGUGGCGGCGCCCGCGGCGGCGGUGUGGUCCGUGGUGCGGCGGUUCGACCAGCCGCAGGCGUACAAGCGGUUCGUGCGCAGCUGCGCGCUGCUGGCGGGGGACGGCGGCGUGGGCACGCUCCGCGAGGUGCGCGUGGUGUCGGGCCUCCCCGCGGCGUCCAGCCGCGAGCGCCUGGAGAUCCUGGACGACGAGAGCCACGUGCUGAGUUUCCGCGUCGUCGGCGGCGAGCACCGGCUCCAGAACUACCUCUCCGUCACCACCGUGCACCCGUCCCCGGCCGCGCCCGACGCUGCCACCAUCGUCGUGGAGUCGUACGUGGUGGACGUGCCGCCAGGCAACACCCCCGAGGACACCCGAGUGUUCGUCGACACCAUCGUCAAGUGCAACCUCCAGUCGCUGGCCACCACCGCCGAGAAGCUCGCAGCCGUGGAGGCGUGA